This is a messenger RNA of Balaenoptera acutorostrata (minke whale), 2529 nucleotides long. RefSeq names its product potassium voltage-gated channel modifier subfamily G member 1 (gene KCNG1). The record is from RefSeq and is a predicted model, not a curated record. Lineage: Eukaryota; Metazoa; Chordata; Mammalia; Artiodactyla; Balaenopteridae. Gene Ontology annotation, biological process: regulation of delayed rectifier potassium channel activity; potassium ion transmembrane transport; protein homooligomerization. The transcript is spliced from 3 exons. The coding region runs from base 462 to 2006 and encodes 514 amino acids. Gene Ontology annotation, molecular function: delayed rectifier potassium channel activity; protein binding. Gene Ontology annotation, cellular component: voltage-gated potassium channel complex; membrane.
GUGCGGUCCGGACCGGGGCUCGGGGAGGCGCCCAGCGGAGCGCUGCACAUCCGAGGGCCCGGGCCCGGCGCUGGGCCGCCCGGACGCCCGGGGUCGGCGCCGCGUGGCCCCCGCGUUCCCCGCCGCCGCCCGCGCUCCCCGCCCCGAGCGCCGCCCCUCCCUCCGGCCCGCCUCCCGCCCCGCUCCCUCCCUCCCUCGGCGGCUGCCUCGCGGCGCUCCCGGCGCACUCGGAGCCCGGCGGGGACCGGGAGGCAGAGGCGGGCGGCCCUGGGUCCGAGUGCCGGAGCCGAGCGGGGCCCGGGGGCCGAAGUUUGCCGGCGGCUCCGGGAGGUGGCGCGGGUGGCUUCCAGCCCCUGGUCGUGUCCUCGCCGGGACCCGCCGGCGAGCCGCGGCCCGGCCAACUCCGCGGUGGGGACGCUGUGCCGCGAACUUGAGGCCCGAGAGGGAUGUGAAGGCCCAAAAUGACCCUCUUACCGGGAGACAAUUCUGAUUACGACUACAGCGCGCUGAGCUGCGCCUCCGACGCCUCCUUCCACCCAGCCUUCUUCCCCCAAAGCCAGUCACUCAAGGGCGUCUUCUACCGCCGAGCCCAGCGGCUGCGGCCGCAAGACGAGCCCCGCCAGGGCGGCCAGCCAGAGGACCGCAGGCGCCAGAUCAUCAUCAACGUGGGCGGCAUCAAGUACUCGCUGCCCUGGACCACGCUGGAGGAGUUCCCGCUAACGCGGCUGGGCCAGCUCAAGGCCUGCACCAACUUCGACGACAUCCUCAACGUGUGCGAUGACUACGACGUCACCUGCAACGAGUUCUUCUUCGACCGCAACCCGGGGGCCUUCGGCACCAUCCUGACCUUCCUGCGGGCCGGCAAGCUGCGGCUGCUGCGGGAGAUGUGCGCCCUGUCCUUCCAGGAGGAGCUGCUCUACUGGGGCAUCGCCGAGGACCACCUGGACGGCUGCUGCAAGCGCCGCUACCUGCAGAAGAUCGAGGAGUUCGCCGAGAUGGUGGAGCGGGAGGAUGAGGACGACCCGCUGGACAGCGAGGACCACGACAGCGAGGGCCCCUCGGAGGGCGAGGGCCGCCUGGGCCGCUGCAUGCGGAGACUGCGCGACAUGGUAGAGAGGCCGCACUCAGGGCUGCCCGGCAAGGUGUUCGCCUGCCUGUCGGUGCUCUUUGUCACCGUCACCGCCGUCAACCUCUCCAUCAGCACCUUACCCAGCCUGAGGGAGGAAGAGGAGAAGGGCCAGUGCUCCCAGAUGUGCUACAACAUCUUCAUCGUGGAGUCUGUGUGUGUGGGCUGGUUCUCCCUCGAGUUCCUCCUGCGUCUCAUCCAGGCGCCCAGCAAGUUUGCCUUCCUGCGGAGCCCGCUGACGCUGAUUGACAUGGUGGCCAUCCUGCCCUACUACAUCACCCUGCUGGUGGACGGCGCCGCCGCGGACCGCCGCAAGCCCGGCACAGGCAACAGCUACCUGGACAAGGUGGGGCUGGUGCUGCGGGUCCUGCGGGCGCUGCGUAUCCUGUACGUCAUGCGCCUGGCCCGCCACUCACUGGGGCUGCAGACGCUGGGGCUCACGGCCCGCCGCUGCACCCGCGAGUUCGGGCUCCUGCUGCUUUUCCUCUGCGUGGCCAUCGCCCUCUUUGCCCCCCUCCUCUACGUCAUCGAGAACGAGAUGGCCGAUAGCCCCGAGUUCACCAGCAUUCCCGCCUGCUACUGGUGGGCCGUCAUCACCAUGACAACUGUGGGCUAUGGCGACAUGGUACCCAGGAGCACGCCUGGCCAGGUGGUGGCGCUCAGCAGCAUCCUCAGCGGCAUUCUCCUCAUGGCCUUCCCGGUGACCUCCAUCUUCCACACCUUCUCCCGCUCCUACCUGGAGCUCAAGCAGGAGCAAGAGAGGGUGAUGUUCCGGAGGACCCAGUUCCUCAUCAAAACCAAGUCGCAGCUGAGCAGCAUGUCCCACGACAGUGACAUCUUGUUUGGAAGUGCCUCCUCAGACACCAGAGACAACAACUGAGCCCAGAGGACACACCCCGCCACCGCCACCGCCAGGACGCCCCCAGCCCUACCCGCCCUCUGAGGCUUGAAGCUAUCGCCAUCACUACAGAAGCCUUCAAAGGCACGUGCUGCUUCUGAGCGCAGCCCUGGCCUAGGAGAGACCGAGCCACGCCCCAGGGAGGAUGUCCCAGCAUCCAUCCGCAGGGGGUCCCUGGUCCUCAGAGUCCAGAAGGGAAGCCCAGCACACAGCCCUGUCGGUCCCCCCGCCCGCCCCAGCCCCCACGCCUGUUUCCCUAAUAAGGAAAUGGCUUGUUCUUUCCACAAUGUAAAUAACAUGCCCAGCAAAGACUUGCUUUCUGGGGCUGCCUAGAGAAAAAAUACAAACAGCAGCAGCUACACAUCUGUCUUUAGUGUGGAUCAUAUGCAAUUAAAGAAAACCGGUGAAAAAGAGAGAAAAAGCCUUCCAUGGAGCUCUCUUAAGAGAGGAAACGGCGCUUCCCAGCAAGGCCAGCCAGUGUGGGAACCAGAAGUAAAAGGGCCUG